CUAAUCGAAAACACUAACAACAGCAACAUCAUGAAGUCAGAGUUACUAUUUAAAAUUGGAAAGUUUAACUUUGCAGGAUAUAUUUGUGUGUGCGAUUAUUUGUAAGAUACAGUCAUGGAGUUAAAGUGAAUCCUGGACUCCAACAAAUAUUGAAAAUGUCAAUAUUUGUUAAGGAUCCUUGUGGUUUCAUUUGUAUUACUCUUACCUACAUUGCAGUAUUUUAUGCAGAUUAUGUAGUCAUACGAUGGGUCAUCAUGCAAACCAUGCAAGACAGCUUGUGGGCCCCGUUCCACGUGGUGCUAUUCAACACAGUCAUAUUUAUGCUGUCGCUGUCUCACCUUAGAGCCAUGUGUUCUGACCCUGGAGCCGUGCCUUUGCCACAGAACAGGAUGGACUUCUCUGACAUACAUUCAGGUUCCGAGUCUUUGCUACAAAAUGAGGACUGGACUGUGUGUACGAGGUGUGAGACAUACCGUCCUCCGCGGGCUCACCAUUGUCGGAUCUGCAAACGAUGCAUCCGCCGCAUGGAUCACCAUUGUCCCUGGAUCAAUAACUGUGUGGGGGAGCGCAACCAAAAGUACUUUAUCCAGUUUCUAGUCUAUGUUGGACUACUCGCCCUGUACGCGAUCGCUCUGGUUGUCACAAGCUGGCUUAGGGCGUGUCCGCAAUGUCCUACGGAAGUCAACCUGAAGCAGGCAAGAAUACUACACUGUGUCAUCCUGGUGCUGGAGUCAGCACUGUUUGGUAUGUUCGUCAUGGCCAUCCUCUACGAUCAGCUGGAAGCUUUGGCAAAUGACGAGACUACUAUUGAACAACUUCAGUCGGGCAGUGGACGGGGGAUGAGUAUUCACAAGAUCAUCAUGUCCCAGUUAUGUCGUCUGCCGUGUUCUGGAAGACAGUCAGGCACAGGCAGUACACAUUCUGUGUGAGGAACAACCGAGAUUAUGGAACAAUCAAGCAUACGUUCUGUGUAGAACAACCCAGGUGCUGGAACAGUUUAACGCAAAUUCUCUGACGAGAAUCCAAGACAGUAGAACCAUUGGGUGGUGUUACAGUCCUGAUAUUUCUACUCUUGCAUACGAUAAAACAGCACUUUUACCAUCCAAAUUUAAUGUACUAUAUCUAUUUUCCCUUACCUUUUUAUACUUAAUUAUUGCAUCAAAUUUAAUCUCAACUGCUUGUUAACUUAGACCGUGUGGUCUGUGAUGAUCAAAAGAUAGUAAAGUAAUGCUACACUGUAAACUACAAUAGCAAGUCAAUGGCUUGGCCAAUCUUGAACCAGCAAUUUUAGUCUUAUCAGCUAAAGACGCUAUCAUCGAUAUUCCAUGUUCAGUAAGAAUAAUGAUUUUUUUUCAUUGAGACCUUUGGUUAUUUGAACUCAGUUUACAAAUUUAAGUAGCAUUAUUCAAUUGUUAUCCUUUAGCAACAAGAUGAUUUUCACGGGUUAGUCUACGAUUGUGUUCCAUUAAGUAAAUCAUGAAUACGAACUUAAAUUUUGUACAUGUUCUGGAUGGAUAGUAACAAACAUCACGUAUAUAUUUGUCGUAUUAUUUGCUAAAAAUGAUGCAUGUAAUUCUCAUUGUCGUAUGUGUAAUUGAGAUGUACAAUACAGACAUAUUAGUUAUAAGGUAAGAUAGAUCUAAAUUAUUUGUACAAAAUACUUUUAAUCGGCAAUUGCUGUGUUGUAAUAUAAAUUUAGCACAUGUAUAUAUUGAUUCAUUUUUUUAAGUUUUGUCAUUUAUGAAAUAUUACAUUUUAUUUUUUAUGUUAUUUGUUAAAUUAUUUACUUGCUUUAAGCUUAAGUAUGUAUUUGUACAUUGUAAAAUAUGUAUAGCCUAGUGCUUUAUUAUGGAUAGUGAUUUUAAAUUUGUGAUUCUUGUAUCAUGAUCAAAUGUAUGAAUUUUAUUCUGAUAAAACUAAAUGUGCAUUUUUAAAAAUUGGUCAAAUUCUGAUUUUUAUAGGCUGUUUAAAUUUUUUAAAGUUAAGACUUGCAAAACUCAUCCAAAUAAGUAUAAAAAUCAUAGCUUAAUUUUAAAGUGUGUUUGUAUACUAGAGCUACAUUAUACCAAUUUUACGUAAAGGCGCUUAUAUUCAUGACAUGCAUUUAGCUUCAUUUUAUUGGUGAGUAAAAAAUACUGACUAACAAUUUUUCUUUUCCAUUUUCAAAUUUUCUUCUUUGCAUGUGUCAAACCAAUGUUGUAAAUUCAUUGUUAACAAAACAAAAUGAUAUAACCUAAAAUAAAUGGGAUGGUGAACAAUGUAAAUAAUACAAUUCAAAUGCACAACUAUUUGUAUUUAUAAUACUAAUGCCAAAUGAAAUUUUAGUGAGAUUGUUCUGAAACAAAACAGAAGUUUAAGAAUUAGUGGUUUUUAUUUGCUUCUUUUAUGGGGCAUCCAAGUGCUCUGAAAUCACUUUUACUACAAAUUAUGAGUUAUGGUUUUCAUCACAACACAAAUUUUAUUUUCAUCACUCCGUAACGAAAGUAACUAUUUUCGAUAACAGCUGACAUCAAUGAAAGUAGCCGUUUCCCAAGCUCUAAUUUAGGGCGAGGGAAAAUCGAUCAGCUUAUUUUCCCUCGCUCUAAAUUUACUUUCCCUCGCUCUCAAUUAGUUCUUCAUUUAUUCACUACGUGCGCUAGUGUUUUGUUACAGUUUAAUUUAAUGAUUUGGAACAGCUGUUUUUAUUGUUGCUUAAUCUAAAUCUAUACAGAAACAGGCAUUAGUUUGUUUUGCUGUGUUUUUAACAUAAUGCAUGUUUGGAAUUGCUCAAAGUAUGCCUAACAAUACUGAAGAUUUUAUGAAAACAGCUUAACUUAUCACAUUUAACCAGAUAAAUCAUGGGAAGGAUAAGAAGAGGAAUACAGAAAGCUUAGACACUGGUACAUAUUACAAAAUGUUAAGUUAAUGAACAUGACGAAGUAUUUAUUAAUACAUUAUUUAUCUAAAUACUCUACAAUUAUGAAACCAUAUUAUGUAAGUUGUGAUUUUCAAUGAUAAAGAGUAGUCUAAAACUAUUUUAAUCCUACUGAAAUAUGAUAUUCUGAAUGUGUGCAUUUUUGCUUCGUGAUGAAAAGUAUCGUUCAUAACUCGUACCAAAAGCUUUUUUCCGACACUUGCUCCAUUAUUCCCGUCCUCGGCUUUGCCUCACACAUGAAACUUGAGCGCGCGUCGGAAAAUGCCGCUUUCGGUCCUAGUAAUGAAAUAUACUAUUUUCUGUUAACAUUUAGAUUGCUUAACAGUAGAAACAGUUGAUUUAAACAUUAAAAAAUGGUUGCGCUAAACUGAUUGAGGGCAAAGGAAAAUAAAUUUAGAGCAAGGGAAAUUAUCUUAACGUCUUUCUCUUGCUCUAAAUUAGAGCUUGGGAAACAAUUUUCAUCAUUCAGAAAGUAGCUAUUGUUGACAACAGCUGAUAUCAAAAUUAAUCAGCUGUAUGUAUGUGUUCUGUAUGUAUUUGUUUCCCAAGCUUGGACAGAGUUUGUGUUUGCUACAAAAAAACCUUGAAAUUCUCGUUUUUAUGUUGUUACAAAUGUUUGCUUUAAGCCAUUUGUUUUAUUAUUAUUAAGAUAGCAACUUCUUAAAAUAAUUACAGUAGAACCCCGGUUAACACAAAUAAAGGGGGAAAGCCGUUUCAGAUAACCAAUUUUUCGGUCAACCCGUAAUAUGCUAAAAAAUAGCCUAUGUAUUACCACAGUGUGUAGAAAAAUGAAUUUAAAACAAUAUCUAUAUAAUACAGUGUUUUAGAUACAGAAGUGUUAGAACGGGUUAGAAAAUACUUUAAACAAACAACUGAAGUUGCUAAAGCAUUUUACAUUGCGUAUUAUGUAUAUUAGCUUUAUAUUUUUUUUGGUUAAUGGCGGUUCUACUGUAUGAUUAUUUAAAAAUUAUAAAUUAUCAAAAUCCUUAGAAAAAUAGGUUUGAUUUUAGCAAGCUCUGUUGUACUAGAGUAUUUUAUGUUUGCAUCGUGAUGAAAAAUAUCGCUGCAAAUUUGUACCGAAAGUGAUUUUCUGGCAUUUGCAGGUCCGCAGAUUUAAUGUGACAGGCUAUUUCCACCACCUAUCUCUCUUCAUUACCAUGGAUUUAUUCACUUUGCGCCCCUCAAACACACCCAAAACCUCUUGCAGCGGUGGGCCCGGCACAUUUAAUAAAGCGUCCCUGCGUACUUGCUACAAUUAUUCCCAUCCUCGGCUUUGCCUUGUAUGUAAAAAUAAUAAACAUGAUUGGCGUCAUCUCAAAGGGAAAUUUUGUGUUCGGCCUUACCAUACCUCAAACGGAUAAAGUUUGAGCACGGAUCGGGAAAUGCCACUUUCAGCACUAAUAAUAAAAUAUACUCUUCCUUUAAUCAGCUACAGCUAAAUAAAAUCAUGACAGAUCAUACAAAAUUGCUAGAAUUUCUCUGGAGACAGAGUGCUGAAAAUGUUUUUAUUUUUUGAUUAGUUUACUAUCAUUUUUUACAUUCCAUUUUUUGUUGUGAACUUUAACUGGAAUAGCAAAACGUCGUCACUACUGGACAGAUGUUUUUAAAACUGAAUUUUCAUUAAAAAAAUAAUUACAGUAGACUACAGUACUGUACUAUGUUUUUAAUAUUCCACAAAUGAAUGAAAAAAAAAUUUUCACUAUUUAGGAUCUUUACGAAUUCUAAAAUUCAAAAAUUCUAGGGAAAAUGUUUUUUUCUUUACAAAGUCUCUAAUUUUAUUCGUUUUUCCACUUUUGUACCAACCCUUGCCCUUUCAAAUAUGAUGAUUAAUGUGUUUCAAGUUAAUAAUUUAUUAUUAAUGUUAUUUGAUUGUAGAAGAUGCGAAUGAUAUUUUGUGUAAACAUAUCACAAGGAAUCAUCCAAUACAUGUGUACUUGUAAUUUUAAUUUAUACUCUUUUUUAUAUAAACUGAAUAAACUUUUGUUCACAUACA
This is a messenger RNA of Macrosteles quadrilineatus (aster leafhopper), 4907 nucleotides long. Its product is annotated as palmitoyltransferase ZDHHC3-A-like. NCBI's taxonomy places the organism in Eukaryota, Metazoa, Arthropoda, Insecta, Hemiptera, Cicadellidae. Gene Ontology annotation, cellular component: Golgi apparatus; endoplasmic reticulum. The coding region runs from base 156 to 929 and encodes 257 amino acids. Gene Ontology annotation, biological process: peptidyl-L-cysteine S-palmitoylation; protein targeting to membrane. The record is from RefSeq and is a predicted model, not a curated record. The transcript has 6 exons. Gene Ontology annotation, molecular function: protein-cysteine S-palmitoyltransferase activity.